Lucilia cuprina (Australian sheep blowfly) is the source of this 2346-nucleotide messenger RNA. RefSeq names its product regulating synaptic membrane exocytosis protein 2 (gene Fife). Gene Ontology annotation, molecular function: transmembrane transporter binding; small GTPase binding. Gene Ontology annotation, biological process: regulation of membrane potential; regulation of synaptic plasticity; positive regulation of synaptic transmission. The record is from RefSeq and is a predicted model, not a curated record. The transcript has 10 exons. Gene Ontology annotation, cellular component: presynaptic membrane; cytoskeleton of presynaptic active zone. The coding region runs from base 344 to 2260 and encodes 638 amino acids. NCBI's taxonomy places the organism in Eukaryota, Metazoa, Arthropoda, Insecta, Diptera, Calliphoridae.
UCUAAAAUAAAAUACACAAAAAAAAAAAAAAAUAACGAAAUAUUAGCAAAAGCAAAAGAAAAAAAGUUGUGUAUUAAAAAAAAAUAAAAUCAACAAGCAAAUGAAAUAUUCUUAAAUAAAAUGAAAAUAAAAUAAAUAACAAAAAACGUGACAAUAUUUACAACUUCUUUUAAAGCAAAACUAAAGAAUAAAAUUUUAAAUUAAAAGAAAAUUAAUAAAACAAUUUGCUUAUAAAUAUCUAAAAAAAAAAUAUAUUGUUUAAGUGAUAUUUUAAUUUAUAUUAAACAAUCAAGAAUUUUUAAAUUUAUUCAAAACAACCAAAAAAAUAAAAACAAACAACAAAAUGUUGCCAACAAAUGUGAUGACGUUUAUGAAAAAGAUGGUGGCGACUGAUGAAAAUGCUUCCACACAAAAUACCACCGAUACUGGUGGUACAUUCGGCAAACUUAAACAGACACUUUCAUCCUCACUCUUAACAGCACAGGACCGUGUGAAUAAAAUGUCACCACGUCCAUCGUUAAUACCUACAGAUACGGAUGCCACUUAUGGCAACUAUCAACAGCAACAGGAUGCAGCGGCAAAUCAAAAUAACAACAAUAAUAAUAAUACAACAAGUACAAUAACAUCAGCGACAAGUGGCAGUAUCAGUAGUGGUGGUGGCACUUCAAAUUCCUCAAAACAAAAUACAGAACCCGGACGUCGAGCGGGUGCUUGUCGGGUGUGUUUGAAAUCAUUUAAACCCGAUGACUUUCAUAAGACGUGUUUUGAAUGUCAGCAGCGUGUGUGUGAAGAUUGUGCCAGCUAUAGUAAAUUGGAGGAAAAUGAGGAUGCGAAUAUGUGGCGCUGUAGUGUGUGUCGAAGAAAGAUGGCCUCACGUGUUUGUAUACCACAGAAUUCAACAGACUCUAGUCUGGAUGUACCAGUAUUAGAAGCAUUGCAACGACGUCAUUCAGAUGCCAAAUUGGGCUCAAGCACACAAACAUUAGCGCCUGCAAAUGGUAGUGCUGCAUUAGCCCCACCUCGUAGUCCCGAACUAAGAAGACAUUCAGAUGUAUCACCUGCGUCAUUAAAAGAGCUAGAAAGGCAAUUGAAAGGCAACAAGACACCCGGUGGUGAUAUGGAUUGGCGCAAGGGUGGCCAUAGUAUGGCACCCAGUCGCUCGGGCAGUCCACCAAGACAAGAGGAAUUAAGUUUUGGACCUCCUCUCUCACGAAUGGCUUCCAGACGUGGCUCUAGAGUUGCCCGUCAACACAGUUAUGAUGACGAUGCUAAUGCUACAGGUACCGGUGUAGCCGGCAGUUUGGGUGCUGGUGUUGAUAUGGGUUUGGGUAUACCAGCCAUGCCCAGAAGAAAAUCGGCUUAUGAUGUUUUCGCUCCGGGUGUUUUGCAAGCAGCUGCACAAGCUUCUCAACGUUCUCCUGGCGAUGCCACACUUGGUCCACAAAUAGCUUUGCCCGGCUCUCGUAGACCUUCAUUUCGUGUGCCUCAUCCCUCGGAAGAUAUUAAUAAUGAUGAAUCACCCAGCCCAGAUAAAGGUAGUCCUGUAUUAACGGUCGACGAGGAUAGACGUAUGCGAAGAAGAGGUUCACAAUUACCCGAUUUGGCUGCUUUACAAUCACGUGGCGCUCUACCUACUUCCGGCAUACCCUCGGCUAUACCACCCCCUUUGGCUGCUUUCACCGGUCCCAAUUUGGAAGAUCUUGAAGCGCCACGACGUCAAACAUCGAUGGAUGGUGAACAGAUUAAAAUUGUUAUUCACGAUGUUGAUUCAGGACCCAUAUGUUCGUCGAAACGACGUAUUAUUUUAAGAAGAGAUCCUUCAGAUAAAGCUCAUCGCACGCGUGGUUUUGGUAUGCGUGUUGUGGGCGGUAAGACUGGUGCUGAUGGCAGACUAUUUGCGUAUAUCGUUUGGACUGUGCCUGGAGGACCAGCUGAAAAGAAUGGUUUACAGCAGGGCGACAAGAUUUUAGAAUGGAAUGGCAUGUCAUUAAUCGAUCGCAGUUUCGAAGAGGUCUGCAGUAUAAUGGAUCGUACAGGUGAUGUGGUCGAAUUGUUGGUAGAACAUGCUACCGACUUUCGUAUGUGUGAUUUAUUCGAUGAAAAUAUACCACCCGGUAAUAGUGGUGGCAAUGAAAGAGGAGGACCCAGACGUUCGGGUGAUGGACCUAUUGGUUUGGGUUUAAUAGCGGACCCCGAAACUACUACAGACAAAUCACCGGCUUCGCCGACACGACGGAAAUUACCCAAAACUCCGGUAUAAAUAAUAAUUCGUUUUUAAAUUAUAUAUUUAAAAUAUUAUUUAAUAAAUUAUUUAUUUAAACAACAACAACAAUAACAACUACCACU